AUGGCGCAGCUUCACACCAUGGAGUCCCGCACUGGCCGCACCAACCAGCGCUACGGCACCAAGGGCGAGCGACUGGUGGCUGGUGUUGUCCCACUGUCCCCCGAUCAGACCAAGGUGUUGAUGAUCCAAUCUGCCGGCCCCGGAGGAUGGGUGCUCCCCAAGGGUGGCUGGGAGACCGAUGAAGAAGCUGCCGAAGCUGCCUGCCGCGAGGCCUGGGAGGAAGCCGGUGUGGUCUGCACCGUGCAGCGCGACCUGGGCGUCAUCCCCGACAUGCGCGCCUCGGCCCUGCUGACGGCGCACGCCCCCAAGGCUUCUUAUCAGUUCUUUGAGGUCACCGUGGACGAGGAGCGCGAUGACUGGCCUGAGCGGUACAAGCGCAAGCGUCAGUGGGUCAGCUACUCGCAGGCUGCGACCGCGCUUGCCAAUCGCCCCGAGCUGCUGGAGGCGCUCAACCGCAGCUCGCUGAAGCGCUAA
Molecule: messenger RNA, 474 nt
Organism: Penicillium lagena
Lineage: Eukaryota; Fungi; Ascomycota; Eurotiomycetes; Eurotiales; Aspergillaceae
Product: NUDIX hydrolase
Exons: 2
Coding region: 1-474 (157 amino acids)
Biological process (GO): diphosphoinositol polyphosphate metabolic process; diadenosine pentaphosphate catabolic process; diadenosine hexaphosphate catabolic process
Cellular component (GO): cytoplasm; nucleus
Molecular function (GO): bis(5'-adenosyl)-hexaphosphatase activity; endopolyphosphatase activity; diphosphoinositol-polyphosphate diphosphatase activity
Source: RefSeq, a predicted model, not a curated record